Molecule: messenger RNA, 1678 nt
Organism: Entelurus aequoreus (snake pipefish)
Lineage: Eukaryota; Metazoa; Chordata; Actinopteri; Syngnathiformes; Syngnathidae
Gene: ctu1
Product: cytosolic thiouridylase subunit 1 homolog (S. pombe)
Exons: 3
Coding region: 177-1208 (343 amino acids)
Biological process (GO): tRNA wobble position uridine thiolation
Cellular component (GO): mitochondrion; cytosolic tRNA wobble base thiouridylase complex
Molecular function (GO): tRNA binding
Source: RefSeq, a predicted model, not a curated record
GGGAAGUGACGUCACUUCCUGUUUGUGGGCGAAGAAGAGCUGACGACACAACAUGGCGGCCGGCACUUUUCUAAGCUAAUGUUUAGUUUAAACUACAUGUUUAACUCACAUUUUUCUUGUUUUCCUUCCUUCAUCUUGCCGUUCGUUGUCAACUGUCACAUCACGUGUAUGCAAAGAUGCCCGUCCUGUGCAGCACCUGCACUGAGAAGCGUGCCGUGUUAAAACGUCCAAAAACUGGCCACUCGAUAUGUAAGGAGUGCUUCUUCUGGGCUUUUGAAGAAGAGGUCCAUCAGACCAUCGUGGCAGCACACCUCUUCAAACCUGGCGAGACCGUGGGUAUUGCCGCUUCGGGCGGGAAAGACUCCACGGUGCUGGCACAUGUGAUGAAGCUGCUGAAUGAGCGCCACAGUUACGGCCUGGAGCUGAUGCUUCUCUCUGUGGACGAGGGCAUCACCGGUUAUAGAGACGACUCCCUGGAGACGGUGAAGAGGAACCAGCAACAGUACGAGCUGCCCCUGAAGAUCGUGUCGUAUGAGGAGCUGUACGGGUGGACUAUGGAUGCCAUCGUCAAGCAGGUGGGACUGAAAAAUAACUGCACCUUCUGUGGCGUCUUCAGGCGGCAGGCGCUAGAUAGAGGAGCUAUCAUGCUGAAAGUGGACAAGAUCUGCACAGGUCAUAACGCCGACGAUAUAGCAGAGACCGUCCUGAUGAACGUCCUGCGGGGUGACAUAGCCCGUCUGCGGCGUUGCACCGCCAUCUCCACGUCAAGUGAGGGCGACGGGGUCGUACCACGCUGCAAACCUCUCAAAUACGCAUAUGAGAAAGAGAUCGUGAUGUAUGCCUAUUUCAAGAAGUUGGACUACUUCUCCACAGAAUGCAUCUACUCCCCCAACGCUUAUCGUGGCCACGCCAGAACUUUUCUAAAAGAUCUGGAGAGCAUAAGACCCAGCACCAUCAUUGAUAUUAUCCAUUCAGGGGAGAACUUGUCCAUACGGGACGGGGUGAAGAUGCCCGUGCAGGGCACCUGCAGCAAGUGUGGCUACAUCUCCAGUCAAACGCUGUGCAAGUCAUGCGUGCUGCUGGAGGGCCUGAACCGAGGCUUGCCCAAACUAGGCAUUGGAAAACACCAUCGUUUGCAUGAUAAGAUUAUCUCCAAUCAACCCCUCACAGAGAAGGAGGAAAGGAAGUUAAAAGUGGUUGACAUUUAAAAAAGGAGCCUUGCUAAUUACUCGAUGAUGUUAAUGUUUACGGCUGUGUUUUAAUUAGCGCACUUCAAUCCGUAUUCUACGUACUUCCUGAGAGCCCAAAUUUGAUGGUGCACUCCUGUCCCAAAUAUCCAUUAGUGUUGUCACACAAUUUUUAUUGGCUUCCCCUUCUCUCCUGUUUAAUUAUAAAUUGCUAAUAUUUGAGUUAGUCCCUCCCAAUGAGUGAGUGUUGCCCAUCUGAGUACUAAUAGCACACAGCAGUUUGCUGUACAUACAGUAUAUGUCAGUGGAACUCAAAAUGUUAAUUGUGGAAGUACGCAAAUUGAAACAGUCUGCCUGGAACUAAUCAUUGAGUUUGCUGCUUUGUUAUAUCUAUUAUUUCUACCUUUGAUCAUAGAGGGACUAGUGCUUCAUGAAGAGGAGUCUCUCAGUAUGUUUUAUGAACUGGUAUUCAAUAAACACUUUUUUUUAAA